AUGGGCAAUAGUGUGCUCAGGCGAUACCGGACACAGCCAGAGGCCAACAACAAUGAUGCAUGGCGCAAGCCAAAGGCAUCGAAGGCCAACGCUGCCAAAGACAAGGACAAGGCUCCGCUACCUGCGGAUGGCUCAAAGGUGGCACAGACUUGGCUCAGAGCUGGAGUCAAGAGUGUUGCUACCACUGCCCCAAGCGGAGGAGCCCAUUCUUCAAAGUCUGCACCGGACAAGGAAGAUGAUGACGACCUUGCAGAAUUUUCCAACUUGGCCGAUGCUGCAAACAAGGCGUGGGAGAAGACCAAAGAAACCGCGGUGAAGGGAAAGGACGAGAUGAACGCUCUAUUUGGGCUUUUCGAGUUGAAGGAUGCUGUUGAGCGCUCGGUUAAACGGGUCGAGGUGCUCCAGCGGCAGGUGGAGAACUUCACCACAAAAGUUCAGCAGCACGAAACAACCUUAGACGACUUGCGGCGGAAGAUCGAGGCCACUGCACCACCGCACGUUGGGCAGUGGAAACUUGGUGACAUGGCCAUCCGACGCGGAAAAGGCUUUUGCGAGCUUUCGCUGGUACAGCUGGACAUUCAGCCCCCGAUUUUCGAGGUGCGAAUGUCGACGAGUGGGAGCAUUGUUGGCACAGAGGCUGAAAAGCUCUUGCCGCUUUCCUCCCAGCAACAAGCUUUAGCAAAAGCAGCUUUAAAGGAACACGAACAGGCGAAAUCAGCUCUCCUUGACGCAGAAAGCAACUUAGCACAAGCACAGGAGGACUCUCGGCAGCAACAUCAAAGCCUCACCGAGCAAGUGGAGAAGAAAAUCAAGGAGCCGAUGUCUCCUCCAGGUCUACCUGAGUUGAGCCAGCUCCAAAAGCAGGGAACAUCAGAUUUCAAGGUGCCGAGUGGACCUGCUGGCUUUCCAACAGUUGAAGAUCUUAGCAGGAUGCAAAAAGAGGCAGACCGCCAGAAACUAGACGCUUCUAGGGGAUCCUAUCCGGCACCACAUGCAACAAGGGAGGUGUUCACACGUCCGGAGGUUGACAAAGUCAGUGCAAGUGAUGUCAAGGCCGACAAAGCCGGUGUGACAGUGGAUGCCAAGGAGUCUACCACCAAGAGUGUGUCACGAGAGACGCCCUUCGUUCCCGCUGGAAUGCCUGGUAUCCCAACUUCUGGCAGCGCCGGCACAGCCUCCAAGGCCCAGACGUCUUUGCACCAGAAGCGUGCGCAGCAGGAAGCUUUCUUGCAUCAACAAGAGGCGCAAUUGCAACGAGAGGAGGCGCAGAGGCAGCAGCAGCAAGAGGCUCAAAGACAACGUGAGGAAGCUGAGAGGCAAAAGCAGGAGGAGUGGCAGAACCGGAAACAAUCCAAGCAGCAGCAGCAGCAACAGCAGUCUGCAUCCAAGGCGCCGGAGCAACCGCAGACAGAGUGGGUCCGAUACAAGACUACCGACGGGCAAGUCUACUACCACAACGAGAAAACAAACCACACGUCUUGGUCCCUACCUCCUGGAGUUACAGCUCGCGAACCAACCGCUGCGGCGACCGGACAACAAGGCACUUCGCAGUCUCAGGAAGAGCCCUUCGCUGACUUGCGAAGGCAGGAGGAGGAGAAUAAGAAGCAACGAGAGCAGUGGCAACAGUGGUAUCAGCAAUACACAGCUUGGUAUUCUCAGCAGGCUGGUGCUGGUGCUAAGGGUGACAAGCCAGCUGGACAGCAGCAGCAACAACAACAGGAGCAGCAGGGCAGCCAAAGCACCUACAUCCCACCAAAAGGACCUGCUCCUCCCAAGCUGGAUGCUGCCUUCGAAGAUCAUGCGCUGUAUCAGAUCAAAAGUUCUGUGCUCAAGGAGAUGGAAUCAAUGGUCAAUGAGGGAUUGGAGGUGGCAAAGCGGAAGAAAGCUCUCAGGUUUCUGCAACUAAAAUGGCAUCCUGACAAAAAUCCGGACAAGCUGGAGAUUGCGAAGAGCAUUUUCCAGUUCAUCGAAGACACAAAGCCAUGGUUCUUGCAUGACCCCAACGCGGAGGGCUGA
Molecule: messenger RNA, 2016 nt
Organism: Durusdinium trenchii
Lineage: Eukaryota; Dinophyceae; Suessiales; Symbiodiniaceae
Source: the annotation of a GenBank genome assembly